Mizuhopecten yessoensis (Yesso scallop) is the source of this 1090-nucleotide messenger RNA. RefSeq lists its product as uncharacterized. The record is from RefSeq and is a predicted model, not a curated record. NCBI's taxonomy places the organism in Eukaryota, Metazoa, Mollusca, Bivalvia, Pectinida, Pectinidae. The transcript has 2 exons. The coding region runs from base 15 to 719 and encodes 234 amino acids.
GGAACUUUUUCGCCAUGGCGGUUUCGUUGGCUGGCAUCGCUUGUGUAGGAUUAACUAUCUUCCUGACGCAACAUGUGUCUGGGCUCGGCCCGAACGCGCUGCCUUUACAGGAUGCCUUCGUAUCUUCCCUGGCACCACAUCAGAACAGCUUGAGAGCCGACGGACUACAGUCUAGUACCGUUCACGGUCUAUUGGAGCAUUUGCUGCCGGUCAGUGGUGCCAAUGGUAUAGACCCGUCUCUCGGUAGGCCGGCCUUUAUACAAACCGAUCAAGCACCGAUUCUCCUUCCUAUUGACGGCCGUGGUGCUGGACAAUUCUUACCGUUUUUACCUCCACCUCCUCAAGUUGGAGAAUUAGAAAUUGGUCGAGAUAGUGGACUGCCAGUUAUUCAGCGUGGAUCUCAGAGUAUCGGUAAACAUCUUUUGAGGGAAAGGCUUAGAAAUCAACUCCGUAGUCUCACCCACAGGAAAACUCAUAGGAACCGAAAUGUUAGAAAUAAUAGGACUGUGUCGGCUAGGAAAUACAAAUCAUACAAAAAACGAGUUAUGCUUGCGAGAAAAAACCGGCUUUUGAGAAAGCUGAAGAAACUCAGGCGGCGCAAGUACCUCCGAAACCUCAACCGCAAGAGGAAAAUUGCCCGCGAAUAUGGCAGGUUAACUAAACGAGGCAAAGCCUAUUAUCCCAAAACCUUGAAUAGGGUGAGAAGUCUGUAUCCGUAAGAUGAAAAGAUCCCUCAAAACUGACCAAUGGUCUGGAAGGCUACAAGCAAAGAACUCUUCAAAAUCGUUAUUGUAAGGAUUGAAGUUGUUUCGCAAAAUCCUAUGGAUGUACCUUAGAUUUUAGAAUUACCACUGACAUGAAUGAUGAUUAUCAAUAUUUAUACCAGAUCAACGUACAUCACACAGAUUCAUGUUAAAAUGAUUUUGUCUUAAUUAUCCUUUGACGCGAAAUAUAGUCAUGUUGAGUUGAACUGAAAUUAUAUGAAAAACAAAAUUGUCAUAAAACAUAAUUUUCCCAAAGCAAGGACAAUUUUGUAAAACAAAUUACUGAAAAGAAAAGCAAAAAAGUAUACGCCAUAAUAAAUGGAAUU